Molecule: messenger RNA, 1657 nt
Organism: Pantherophis guttatus
Lineage: Eukaryota; Metazoa; Chordata; Lepidosauria; Squamata; Colubridae
Gene: DCAF13
Product: DDB1 and CUL4 associated factor 13
Biological process (GO): maturation of SSU-rRNA from tricistronic rRNA transcript (SSU-rRNA, 5.8S rRNA, LSU-rRNA)
Cellular component (GO): nucleolus; small-subunit processome
Molecular function (GO): protein binding
Source: RefSeq, a predicted model, not a curated record
CGGGGCGGCCGGCUUCUUUUCGCUUUACUACACAGAACUCUUUUUGCUUAAGGUUCUCUCGGGCCUCGGCCUGAGGUAGCGCCUCGAUCCGGAAGUCCUUCCGGGAGUUUUUUUUUCCUUUUCCACACGUGGUGGUGGUGGUGGGGUCUUCGGAAGGCGAAUUGACUCCCCCCCCCCCGAGGCGGAAAAUGAGGGUGAAGGUUCUGAGCAGGAACCCGGACGACUAUGUGCGCGAAACCAAGCAGGACAUUCAGCGGGUUCCACGAAAUUACGAUCCUGCGUUACACCCAUUUGAAAUUCCACGGGAAUACACAAGGGCGCUAAAUGCAACUAAAUUAGAUCGUAUAUUUGCGAAACCUUUUCUUGCAUCGUUAGAUGGUCAUCGGGAUGGAGUUAAUUGCAUGGCUAAACAUCCAGAGAGCUUGUCUACAGUUCUGUCUGGAGCAUGUGAUGGAGAGGUUAGAAUCUGGAACUUGAUGAAGCGUGUAUGCAUCCGUACAUUGCAAGCACAUGAAGGCUUUGUAAGAGGAAUGUGUACCCGUUUUUGUGGCACCUCUUUCUUCACUGUGGGUGAUGAUAAAACAGUGAAGCAGUGGAAAAUGGAGGCACCAGCUUAUGGGGAAGCAGAAGAACCAAUAAAUACCAUUCUUGGAAAGACAGUGUACACUGGAAUUGAUCAUCAUUGGAAGAAACCUAUAUUUGCUACUUGUGGUCAUCAGAUUGAUAUCUGGGAUGAGCAGAGAACUAGUCCUAUAUGCUCUUUGACUUGGGGAAUCGAUAGCAUAAACAGUGUUAAAUUCAAUCCAAUUGAGAUGAAUCUUUUGGGAAGCUGUACUUCAGACAGAAAUAUUGUGCUGUAUGAUAUGAGACAAUCAACUGCCCUAAAGAAGGUUAUUUUGGAUAUGAGAACAAAUACACUUUGCUGGAAUCCUAUGGAAGCUUUCAUUUUUACUGCAGCAAAUGAGGAUUACAACUUAUAUACUUUUGAUAUGCGAUUCCUUGGCAAGGCUUUAAUGGUUCAUAUGGACCACGUGUCUGCAGUCCUGGAUGUGGAUUACUCCCCUACAGGAAAAGAAUUUGUGUCUGCCAGCUUUGAUAAAUCUAUUCGCAUUUUUCCUGCAGAUAAAGGUCAUAGCAGGGAGAUUUAUCACACAAAGAGAAUGCAACAUGUCAUCACUGUCAAAUGGACAUCAGACAAUAAAUACAUUUUGUGUGGCUCUGAUGAAAUGAACAUUCGUUUGUGGAAAGCAAAUGCUUCUGAAAAGCUGGGUGUGCUUGCUCCUCGAGAGAGAGCUGCUAUUAACUAUAAUCAGAAAUUGAAAGAAAAAUUCCAGCACCAUCCCCAGAUCAAACGUAUAAAUCGCCAUCGUCACUUACCAAAGAUGAUUUAUAGCCAAGCCAAAGAGCUACGCAUCAUGAAAGAAGCUCGUCGACGAAAGGAAGUGAACCGUCGUAAACAUAGCAAGCCUGGAUCUGUACCACUUGUGUCAGAAAAGCAGAAACACAUUAUGGCUGUAGUAAAAUAAUCAUAUAUAAAAUUACUAGGGAUACUAAAUUCCUAUGGACAUGUUUUAUAUGUGAGAUAUAUUUCUUUGUUACAAGAUAUAAUGUAAUGCUUUUUGAUAUUAUGAAAAUAAUAAAUUGAGACUGUAGUUGC